AUGUCUGACGAUCGUUCAAUGAAAAAAGCUGAAAAACACAAGCUAUCUGAUCCACUUGACGAUGUCGCUUGGAAAAUUAUGCGAAAGAUGGGUUAUGAACAUGGUCAAGGAUUGGGUGUUAAUGCUCAUGGUGUAGUUGAACCGGUUGCAUUGAGUAAACAAAAAGGCAGAAGUGGUCUCGGUUCAGUAAGAACAACAUCGUCAUCUGAUAAAAAGAUUGAAUCAUUCUCAGGUGAACUCUAUCAAUCUUCCAAUCCAAAUUUAGUUUGGCAUGAAGGUUGUGAUGAUGAUUAUACUACAGCUGAUGGAGAUCGUACCUGGUCAUGGUCAAUGGAAGGCGAAUGUUCUACUAAUUCCUUAUUGGAAUUGAAUUCUCUAAUUAUCAGUCCCGAUGAACCGGAGGCUUUAGGUCCUCCUAUUGAAGAGUUGGAUAAUGAAGAUAAAUUCUGCUCGAUACAUCUUGUUCAAGAAGUUUUAAAUUAUAAGAAUCAGUUAGAUUAUUUAUCAAAAUUGAAUGUCACUAAAAGUCAUGAACGUUGUAAUCCAUAUGAAUUGAUAAAGAAGGGGAUUUUUAUGAACAGAGCUGCAAUGAAAAUGGCCAAUAUUGAUUCAAUCUUUAAUGGAAUGUUUACAACUGCUGCUCCGAAAGAUGAUAUAUUAUAUUUUGCUGAUAUAUGUGCUGGUCCUGGAGGUUUCUCAGAAUAUACCUUAUGGCGACGAUGUAAUGCUCCAUAUCAUAUUCACUCAUCAAAUGAAUUGAAACGGCUUAACAAUACACCCGGUCCUAAUCAUCAUUCCAAUAUCAAUGAUAAACUAGUAGAAGAUAAUACUGAAUCUGUCGAUCAUAACAGUCCUACUAAUAAUACUGGUACUGCUUCAGAGAAAAAACAACCAUUACUGUCUGCUAAAGGAUUUGGUUUAACAUUAACCGGUCAUUGUGAUUUUCGUGAAAACGAUUUCUUGGCUGGUCCAAAAGAAGCUUUUAUGGCACAUUAUGGACCAGGACGUGAUGGUGAUGUUACAAAAUGGUCGAAUUUAGCCUCAUUCGCAUCAUUUAUUGGUCGUAGUACAAAUAAUGCUGGUGUACAUAUUCUAAUGGCAGAUGGAGGUUUCGAUGUAUCUAGUCAGUAUAAUCUUCAAGAGGUUAUGUCUAAACAAUUGUACUUAUGUCAGUGUUUAUGUGCAUUAAUCAACCUUAGACCAGGUGGACAUUUUUUAACAAAAUUAUUUGAUACAUUUACUGAAUUCACAAUUGGUAUCAUUUAUUUAAUGGGUUAUUUAUUUGAAGAGAUUUUCAUUAUAAAACCUGUAACUAGUCGACCAGCUAAUUCAGAACGUUAUUUAGUAUGCAAAAAUUUACGAUCAUCUUUAAACACAAUGGCUGGUUGUGUACCUGCUCCCAAAUCAUCAUCAUCAUCAUCAUCAUCCAUGGCAAGUCAUUCGGAUUCCACUGAUCAAAAGUCAAGUUUCCGACAGAAGACACGUAAAUUUCCAGGUCAACAACAACAAACAACCACUACAAAUGGUAUUGUUGUUGAUGAUAUGGAAGCCAGUAAAAAGUUUGGCAUUCUAACUGAUGUGAAAGAAUCUGGUUCACUUGGUCUAGUGAUCAAUCAUUUUUUACAAGUUAAUGAAAAGUUAAAUCAAAUUAAAACAAACCAAUCAAUGUCAACCGAUCCAAAAUUGGAUGUAUUAAGAAUAUGUCAUACUGAAAUAAUUGAACAAGAUGACAAAUUUAUGCAAUUUAUUCAGGGGAUGAAUGAAGAUUUUGCUAAACAUCAAUGUGUGGCUUUGUCAAAACUAUUAGCAUUCUCUCAAGAUCACAGUCUUACUGAAAAGAGACAAGAUGAAUUGUAUAAAGCAUGUUUAGAAAAAUGGAAGAUUCCAAUAACAGAACGUCGAUCUGUCCCUUGGCCUUUAUUAUCCGCUAAUCGUUCACCAAUUAUUCGUCGUUUAUUAGGUGAUAGCGAAAAUUUGACAUCACUUAAUACGUUACCAUCAGAAUAUCGUACAAAUAUACGUCUUACACCAUUUACUAAUGCAAAUUUAAAUAAUUUAGAUAUUUUAUAUCAUAGUCGAAUUGCUUUAGUAUGCGGUAAUCCGUCAAUUACAUCAACUUCUGAACCAGCUCAAAUAAUGUUCAUUUAUUCACAUGGAUCUGCAGUUACGGAUACAUAUUGCACUGUUGAUGGAGAUCAAUGGAAUAGAUUAGAUCAAGUGAUACCUAGACUAAACCCACGACUUCCACCUAGUACCUUAAUUUGGGGCCAACCAUUUUAUGAAUAUGCUGUGAAGAAUGGUUUACGAAAACAUGGUUUAUUUAUAUAUGAUGUUGUGUGUAUCUACGGUCGAGAUUGUCGUAAAUUACCAUACAGGAAAAGAAUGGAACUAGCUGAACAAAUGACAAAUGUAAUUAAUUUUCCAGAUAUGACUUCAUCCAAUGUUCGUGUACCACCAUUUCUAAAAUUGUCAGAAUUAGUUGAUUAUGUGAAAAAACUACCUCUUCUACCAUGUAAAGAUUCACCAACACUUGUACCAAUGCAUUGUUUACCCGAUGGCUUUACAUUUCAACCACAUUCUUUGUUAUUAGUACAACAUAUGACAGAUAAUUGGACUGAAGAGAUUAGUAGGAGUACUGGAAAGGUGUAUUACUUUAACCGAAUGAAAUCUGAAUCCACUUUCGAUUUACCAGAAAGUGAACACUUGUCAUUUACUGAAACACAUUACACAAAACUACCAUGGAUAACAGAACAAAAAUAUUGUCCAAGUGUUACUACUUUACUACAAUAUUUAGAAAAAAUGUCAGAUCCUUAUUCAUAGUUGUUGGGGUGAUAUACAUAUUUAUUAAUUAGUUCAAACUAUUGCUUUCAAUUACAUCCAAGUGCACCCCCCCACACACACACACUCACAAACACUUUUUAUAUGUUUCUUUUUUUUAUUUAUUCAUGAAGAAAAAAAAAACAAUAACCUAAUUGUUUGACUCGUUGUAUAAAACUUUUCUCUUGGAUUCAUAAAGUUUGUUUUACCCGCAAAAUAUUUUCAAUGAUUUAUGAAAGGAGUGAAAGUUGAUGAUGAUGUGGUGGGGGUGUUCCAUUUCAACUACAAAGUUGGCGGUUUGAAUUAUUUUGUUGUUAGGUGAUUGAAGUUAUGAAACUAGUUAUCGACAGUUCUUUUAUUUUAAGUAAGAUAGAUACCAU
Schistosoma spindalis is the source of this 3197-nucleotide messenger RNA. NCBI's taxonomy places the organism in Eukaryota, Metazoa, Platyhelminthes, Trematoda, Strigeidida, Schistosomatidae. The record is from the annotation of a GenBank genome assembly.